AGAACUUCGCACGCCCGUCUCCAGAUAGCUCUGAACUACGCUUUCCAAGGGGUGUCGAGGACGGCCCGCGGCCUACUAGCCCAAGCAAACAGGGCCUCUCAGCGCGCCAAGCUUGGAACUACAUUUCCCAGAAUGGCUGCAGGGUUUUCCCCCCCCCUCCCAAAUUGGCUCGUGCGCAGGCCUGCGCAGACGUGCCGACGGGGAGGCCGAGGUGGGGAGGAGUUGUCGUGGCGGCAUCGUCCCGAAACAGGUGGAGGUUGGACGCCGGCGGGUGCUCUGGAAAUGAAAUCCCCGGUCCAUAGGGCAGGCAGGCGAGGAGGAGGGGCCUCGCCAGAGUUCGGCGCCCCUCAGGCCUGUUGGGUGCGUCUUCUUGAGAACGGGUCUGCCUGGGCGGCGCUACCAAAGUCCGAGGCCGGCGCGCAGCGGAUCGCGCCUGGCUGGGGCCUACCUGCGCGCCCUGGUUCGGCUUCCCCGGCGGGAGCCCGGCGCACAGCGUCUGGCCUCGGGGUCCGCUCCUGCGUGAAUCGGGAGAGGGUGCUGCCGGCCACACGUCGUUGGCGUGCCCCCAUCGGACAGGGCCCUGCCUCAGUUUCCGCACCUCGGAAACGGUUUACCUGCGGUCGGUGGCCGAAUGCGAGCUUCCCGCCGGGCCCACCGGUCUGCCCCUCGCUCCUGUCCUUCGUGAGUGCCAGCUCUCCGGCCUCCUUUCUGCUCCAGGAGCACCGCUGAUCCGUUCCUGCUCACAGCAUCUCCAGAACUCCCUUCCUCUCGCAGAUCUGAAAGUCUGCCCGGUUCUCCCUCCCACCCUCUGCCCCAGCCCCGCGGUACCCCGUAUGGGUGGCAUUAGGCUGUAUGUCUUCUUGGGACGGGCUGACUGCAUGUAGCACAAUGUUCUCUGCGUUCACCUGUGACGUGGUGCGUGUCCGAAUUACCUUCCUUUUUAAGACUGGCUAAUAAUUCGUUACGUAUAUGGA
Messenger RNA from Mustela erminea (ermine), 974 nucleotides. RefSeq lists its product as uncharacterized. NCBI's taxonomy places the organism in Eukaryota, Metazoa, Chordata, Mammalia, Carnivora, Mustelidae. The record is from RefSeq and is a predicted model, not a curated record.